Molecule: messenger RNA, 1013 nt
Organism: Abrus precatorius (Indian licorice)
Lineage: Eukaryota; Viridiplantae; Streptophyta; Magnoliopsida; Fabales; Fabaceae
Product: U-box domain-containing protein 4-like
Exons: 1
Coding region: 1-687 (228 amino acids)
Cellular component (GO): cytoplasm; nucleus
Molecular function (GO): protein binding
Source: RefSeq, a predicted model, not a curated record
AUGACGAACAAUCUAUUUGCUACUGAAACUGAGGUUCAAAAAUUAGUAGAACAAUUAAAGAACAAUUCUCUUGAUACUAAGAGAGACACAAUAAUAGAACUCCACCUUCUUGCUAAGCACAGUAUGGAUAACAGAAUAGUGAUUUCAAAUUUUGGUGUCAUUAGCUUAUUAGUUAAUUUACUUCAAUCAACUGAUACUACAAUCCAGGAAAAUUAUAUUACAACACUCCUUAACUUAUCAAUCAAUGAUAACAACAAAACUGCAAUUGCAAAUGCUGGGGCCAUUGAACCUUUGAUUCAUGUCCUUAAGAUAGGGAGUUCAGAAGUCAAGGAGAACUCAGCUGCCACACUUUUCAACUUAUCGGUAAUUGAGGAAAAUAAAAUCAAGAUAGGGAGGUCUGGGCUAAUUAGACCAUUGGUUGAUUUAUUUGAGAAUGGAAGCCCUAGAGGGAAAAAAGAUGUUGUCACUACUUUGUUUAAUUUGUCAAUAUUUCAUGAAAACAAGGAUCGGAUCAUGCAAGCUGGUGCUAUGAAGCAUCUUGUAGAGUUAAUGGACCUUGCUGUUAGAAUGGUUGAUAAGGCGGUGGCUGUUUUAGCAAAUCUUGUCACAAUACCAGAAGAGAAGACAACAAUUGGUCACGAAUGUGGUAUUCCUAUUCUAAGUGAGGUCAUUAAGUUGGGUCCUUGAAUCACAACGACAUCGUUUCACUAUUAGAGGUAUUAGACAGCUUCCAAAAAUGACGUUGUUUCUGUCAGGUGAGAUUCUGACGUAGCACUUAACAUGACAACUUAACCUUCUGUCACAGUUUCUUAACGGGUCUUAUAUUAGAGACUAAAAUGAAUUGUAGAGAAAAAAGUUGGGAAGUAACAUGAUAUUUUAAAUGUCUCAAAGACUAAAAUGCUUAACUUAAAUUCUUUCAGAGACUAAAGUGAGAGUUUAGUCAAUUGUCAAAUAAUACUAAAAAAGAAACCAUUUGUGUCUAUUUCGAAUUUGGUCAUUGUCGUUAGGACGGA